Messenger RNA from Solanum pennellii, 1591 nucleotides. RefSeq names its product glutathionyl-hydroquinone reductase PcpF. Gene Ontology annotation, molecular function: glutathione transferase activity. NCBI's taxonomy places the organism in Eukaryota, Viridiplantae, Streptophyta, Magnoliopsida, Solanales, Solanaceae. The transcript is spliced from 3 exons. Gene Ontology annotation, cellular component: cytoplasm. The record is from RefSeq and is a predicted model, not a curated record. The coding region runs from base 103 to 1341 and encodes 412 amino acids.
GGUAUGCAACAUAGUCAGCCCAGCCCAAUAGUCCUCCUCUUCAGUCUUCAUCCCCUCCGAAUUUCCUAAAACGUUCUGCAAAACCAAAAAAAAUAAAAAAAAAUGUACUCUACUCAGGUCUCCUCCUUUAUCUCCAUUCCAUUUCUUCCAUCAAAAUCAAAAACUCACAAACUAAAAUAUCCUAAAAUUCUUCACACUAAGCUAUGCAACUCAACUCCAAAAAUGUCACUUAACCAAAACUCAAACACUAACCUCAUAAACACCAUCACUAAGCUUCUAUGGGGUCCAUCACUUCCCCCACAGCUCCUCAUCUCCACCGUCCGUUCAACUUGGUCCGCCACGUGGCAGCUCAUGAUGUCCCAACUCGCUCCAUCAGACCCAACCGGAUCCUACACCCGACCCACGUCGCAGUUUCGGCUAUACUCCAAUCCCAAAUUGAAAUUUUCCCCGAAAGACCUCCACCUUUACGUGGGCCUUCCAUGUCCGUGGGCACACAGAACACUCAUUGUUCGAGCUCUUAAGGGUCUAGAAGAUUCUGUACCCGUUUCAAUUGCUUCUCCGGGUAUUGAUGGGUCUUGGGAAUUCCGGGUUUCUUCUGACCCGGAUAAGAAUAAGCUUGUUCCGGGUUUGGAUAAAGCUAAUGGGUGUAAAACCUUAAGAGAAAUUUAUAAGCUGAGACGUGGUGGUUAUAGUGGUCGAUCAACUGUUCCAAUGUUGUGGGACAUGGGGAAGAAGGAAGUGCUUUGUAAUGAGAGUUAUGAUAUUAUUGAGUUUUUCAAUUCGGGUUUGAAUGAAAUUUCAGGGAAUCCUGAAUUGGAUCUUUCACCACCUGCAUUGAAAGAUGACAUUCGAAAAUGGAACAAUAUAAUUUAUCCAAACGUUAAUAAUGGCGUGUACAGGUGUGGAUUUGCACAAAGUCAAGAAGCAUACAAUAAAGCAGCAGAAGGGUUGUUUAGAACACUGGAAAUGUUGGAGGAUCAUUUGAGGGGAUCGAGGUAUUUGUGUGGGGAUGUUUUGACACUUGCAGAUGUGUGUUUGUUCACUACUUUGAUUCGGUUUGAUGUGGUCUAUAAUGUCCUCUUCAAAUGUACCAAGAAGAAGCUCAUUGAAUUCACCAACCUCCAUGGAUAUCUCAGAGACAUUUAUCAGAUACCAAAGGUUGCAGAAACUUGCAAUAUGGGACAAAUAAUGGAAGGUUACUACAAGAUUCUGUUCCCAUUGAAUCCAGGGGGCAUUAAUCCCAUUAUGCCUAGUGGUUGUGAGGAUGAAGUGCUCUCUAAACCGCAUAAUAGAGACUCCUUGUCAUUAAAGACAAAAGUUGUGCAACACUCUGUUUCUUGAAUUGAAAUGCAAGGACACCACACAUUCUGGCAUCGUCAAGUCCAACUUUUUGUUGUCUUUGUGUUGUGUAUAUACUUAUUUGUAUGUACAACAAUUGUAUAUAUAGAGUUAGAGUGCACUUUGUUGUCAACAUUCUACAUCUUCCACUAGGUGCCCUGGAGGCAUGUAACUCCUAUAUGAAUCGGCAAUCCUACGAAAAUAUUGAUACAAUUCUUUUCUAUUGUUGCACAAAGAAAAUAUUCUGUACUAA